GCAAUCAUCACCAGCACACAUCACCACCAUCACCCACUGCUCCAAUGACCUCGAAUCCACCAUUACCAACACCCUUGGGAUCAUCCACCCCCACACCCACAACAACAACAUUCACACAACCACCACAACCACAACCACAAUCAACAACAACAACAACAACAACAACAACGACAACGACAACACCAUCAACAACCCCCCUCCGCUACGUCCGCUACGAUGGCGCCCGCGAAGACGAGUACGUCCCCGCCAUGCGCCAAUUAAUCUCCAAAGACCUCUCCGAGCCCUACAGUAUCUACGUCUACCGCUACUUCCUGUACCAAUGGGGGGAGCUCUGCUUCAUGGCCAUGGACGACACCCGCCCACCCGACUCCGCCAUGGUCGGCGUCGUCGUCUCGAAGCUCGAACCCCACCGCGGGGGGCCCCUGCGCGGCUACAUCGCCAUGUUGGCCGUCAAGGAGGAGUACCGUGGGCGAGGCAUCGCGACAAAGCUGGCACGUAUGGCGAUCGAUGCGAUGAUUGAGCGGGAUGCGGAUGAGAUUGCCCUCGAAACCGAAAUCACCAAUACGGCCGCCAUAAAACUCUACGAGCGCCUGGGUUUCCUGCGCAGCAAGCGACUUCACCGGUACUACCUGAACGGCAACUCAGCGUAUCGGCUGGUAUUAUACCUGAAGGAAGGCGUGGGGUUGAUGCGCACGAGCAUGAUGGACCCGUAUGGUGGUGGAGGUGGUGCGGCUCCUGUUGUUCCCCCUUAUCCACUUCCACCGGGUGGUUCUGCGGAUCCACGAGGGGAUGAUAGUGGAGGAGGAGCGGAGAUGGCCGGUGCGCUUGCGGCGCCGGAACCUGCCUUGUUGCAUGGGAAUGGGAAUUCGGGGUGGUAGG
Molecule: messenger RNA, 879 nt
Organism: Aspergillus saccharolyticus JOP 1030-1
Lineage: Eukaryota; Fungi; Ascomycota; Eurotiomycetes; Eurotiales; Aspergillaceae
Product: peptide alpha-N-acetyltransferase MAK3
Exons: 2
Coding region: 45-878 (277 amino acids)
Biological process (GO): N-terminal peptidyl-methionine acetylation
Cellular component (GO): NatC complex
Molecular function (GO): protein-N-terminal amino-acid acetyltransferase activity
Source: RefSeq, a predicted model, not a curated record